CAAUGUCGAACUUUUUCUUCGUUUCCAAGUUUCCACAGCUUUUGCUAUGUCCUUUGGGGAUGGAUCAGGGAGAAUGCAUCUCAAUAUUCGACACCCAUGACCUAACCAUGAGGACUUGUUCUUCAAUAAUAACGUCAAAUAUAAGCCUUGCUUUCCUAAUUUCCAUUAAUAUUUUAAUAUUAAGGGGAAACCUCGUUGAAACUUCUGCAUAAACAUAUUAUCCAUAUAUUAAAAUACUUGAAGUUUCUCCAUAGGAGUUGCUGUAGCUUCUGAAAGAGGUGAACCCAACAUGGGGAAGAAGCUUCGAAAUAAAACGAAGAAACAACAAGAGAAGCAUGAUCCAGGGCAUGACAGAAGAAGAAACAAUUUUGAUCCCCAAACUUCAAAUACAAAAAGGGAUGCAAUUGAAGAAAGAGCUGCAGAUGAUUUAAUUAGCAUGUUACCGGACCACCUGCUUCAACGCAUCAUUUCCUUACUCCCUUUGAGAGAUGCGGUGAGAACCGGUUUCCUCUCAACUAGAUGGAGAGGCCUUUGGAAAGCAGGACUUGAAACCCCAGAGAAAGAUGGAACUGUGGAUGAAAUUAGCCGGGAAAUUGGCUACUUCGUUGACGAUGCUCAUGAACUUGGUCUGUUAACUAGGGGUCAAGAAUUCAGCUCUAUCCUUGAUCUGAUAAAACAUUCUAGGAGGCUUCGUUUUAAUUUUGGGCAUUCUAGUUUCCUCCUAGCUACCAUUUUGUCUAAUGGGACUCUUCAUCUGGAUUUCUACUCUAAGAAGUAUAAAUCUCCCAUUGAUUUUGAUUUGCUUUUGAAGACUAAUUAUUUUCCCAGUUGGCCCUGGCGGUACAUACAUGAUGAUCCGUACAUUUCAACAGCUUCCCCUUCCAACUCUAUCAGGGCUCUCCAUUUAAUAGCAGUGACUAAUCUUACUAGUGAGGCAGUUUCUUCCAUACUCUCAAAAUUUCAUUUUCUUGAAAGCUUGAUAAUCAAAGAGUGCCAUGGAUUACAUUCUUUACGUGUUGAUGCCUGUUCUUACUUUUCACACUUGACGAUUUGGAACUGUCUCCAACUGAAGUCCCUUCAUUUUACACCUAGUGAAAUUAACAAAUUUCGGUUUCGUGGGCUCCUUCCGAGCUUUACUUAUGGAUCUUUUGGCCAUCGAUAUUUCCCAGACAUGGAAGAUGCCAUGCUUGAUUUUAGAGGAGGCCCAGGCUAUGAUUAUUUUACAGACAUGCAUUGGGACUCACUUAUAUCAGCCAUUAGAAGUGUUCGAAUUCUUACUCUAUGCAGGUGGACUUUUGAGGCAGUGAUCAGACAGCGGCCAAGACCAACCUGGCUAAGAGAUCCAACCUUUGAGUUCUAUAGAUUAGAAGAGUUACAGUGGAUCGACAAUGCAGUAGACAAACACAGCGUUGAUGCUCUCAUCUCCUUCCUGAAAAAAUGUCCUUCGUUGCAAAAACUAUACAUUAACAUUGACCCCACAAGUUACAGCAGCCCGAGAGCAAGAUACUCAAUUCAAGAUUUUGAUUGCAAAAGAUUACAUUUUCUUGAAGUUGUUCAGUUGGGGGGCGUAAUGAAAGCAUGUGACAUGAUGUUGCUGGCUGCUCGUUUACUUGAUGUGGCCACUAAGAGGACGAAGAUCAUAGCAAAAUCAAAUGAGAACCAGAUAUGGAAAUUGGAGGAGGUAUCUUUGUCUCAGCUGUGGCAAUCAUGUGGAGAUCAGAUGUUGGAAUUAUAUAGGGAUGGAAAAACAGAGUCUCCCUUAUUGCAGGAAGGGAUGAAACGCUACAUGUUUGUGGAAGUAAAUGAAGAGGAGAGUGGCAAGCUAUGUUCCAAACAUGCUCAUGCUGACAUGUAAAUGUAUCUUUUGUCCCAAACUAUUCUUGUGUUAGAAACCAAUUUCAGUGUAACAUUUUGGUUAUAUUUAUCAAAUGUCAAACGAUGUUUCUUGCUCCCAUAAUUUUGAGCCAUGUUAAAUCAACUAUGUGAAAAGCUCCUUUGCAGUCUCAGAAUUUGUUUUUCUUUUCCCUUUUUCACUACCCUCCAAUACAUGAGCAGCAUAUGUACUAAAUGGUGGAAGUCACAACCAUGGAAGACGUGCAGUUUCAUCUCAUUAGUAAAAGAGCUAAGACCAGCACGAGGAAGAACGGAAACAAGAAGAAAAAUCAACACAGAAGGAAUAUGUAUGAUUCUGAUACUACAAAAGCUGAAAAGCAGAUGCCAUGCUUGACUUUAGAGGGGACCCAAGCUACUGUGUCUUUCAGUACAUGGAUCUGGAUUCAGUAUCAUCAUCCAUAACACAUGUUCGAAUUCUUACACUGAGUGGAUGGAGUCCUUUUGAUGUAUGUUUCAGUGGUUACACAAAACCUAAGUGCACCCUAGUUUUGAUUGUUUUGGUUUUUUAUUCCACAUGAAAAUCUUGUUUCUGAAUUACUUGCUGCAGGCAGCGAUUGGACCGACGCUGUCCACAAGACCUUCAACCUUUCUAUUCCAUGAAUUAAAAGAGUUAUGGUGGAUUGAUAACUCCCUGGACAAAUACGACAUUGAUGCUCAGCUUUCCUUCCUGAAAUUAUGUCCUUCCUUGGAGAAACUCUUCAUAACUGUGAGUGUCUUUCUAACACAUUUUUCUUGGCUAACUUCCUCAUUGACCACCUUAAUCACUGAUCCUGAUCAUAAUGCUGUGUGUCCUGCCAAUGAAAUUUUCAGAUUGAUCCUAGAAGCUAUGGCACACCAAGCAGAAGUGAAUGCCAAGUGAAGUAGCUGGAUUUAAAAGAUUGCGUCAUCUUAAAGUUGUUAAAUUGGAGGGAGCAAUGAAUGAAGAGGACAAGGUUUCAUUGAUAGAGUUGGUGAGUGUGGAACCAUUAAUCGUAGCAAAAUCACAUGAAAGUCGGAUAUGCAGAUUGGCAGAGGUCCCUAAGGAUCAGAAAAGGCGACAAUGUUAUAAGUUUGUGGAAGUAGAAGAAUGUAGUAGUGAGCUAUGUUUUAAACAUGCUCAUAUAGAUAUAUGAAAGCAAACUCCUUAGCAAACAAUCUUUAUUUCAAA
Vitis vinifera (wine grape) is the source of this 3040-nucleotide messenger RNA. Its product is annotated as F-box protein At2g39490. Gene Ontology annotation, molecular function: protein binding. Lineage: Eukaryota; Viridiplantae; Streptophyta; Magnoliopsida; Vitales; Vitaceae. Bases 290 to 1855 code for a protein of 521 amino acids. The transcript has 4 exons. The record is from RefSeq and is a predicted model, not a curated record.